CCUUUUUUUAGAGCAUUCAUACAUAAUUAGGGAUUCUGGUUCAAGAAGGUUCAACCCCUUCUUAUCCUUAAACGAUAAAACCGGUAUCCUAAAUCUUCUAGAAAUUUUCAAUAAGAGUGUACACACUCUAGACGGUAUUAUUGUAACCCUUGAACCUUUGAAGAUAUCAGUUUCUCGACGACGUUUUUCAAAAAAUUGGUGGGGCGCUUCCCAUGCGGAUCUUGCAUGGGUUUAAAAUAGUCGGAUGUAAGGAACGGUCGCGAGGUGGUUUUAAGUGAGACGGUCAAGAUUUUUUAACGUGAAAAAGAUAUAAAUGAAAAUAUAGAAAUUAAAAAUGAUCUUGAUAAAUAGUACUUUAUUUUUAAAUACGUUGAUGAUGGUGACCAACGAAACUGUUAUUCAAUCGAGUUAUGGUCAAGAUGAACUUACCACAUACAACAACUACCUGUUGACUGUUGGGGAAGAUGCCCCAAAACCGAAGUGUUUUGGGAGUUAUGGCUGUUUUGAUUUAAGUGAUCCUUGGACAAGUAAUUUUAGACCAGAAAGUCGUUUUCCGGAGCCUCUAUUGAAAGUUCACCCUCGUUUUGCGUUGUAUACAAGAAGGAAUUCUGUUGUGCCUAUUUAUUUAGAUAUGUAUGAGGUUUUUUUAGAUUCUGAUGCUAAUAUGGAUCUUGAAUUACCAUUAUAUGUACUUAUCCACGGAUUUACUGAUAAUGGUAAAAAGCAUUGGAUAUUAAGUUUAAAAGAUAAACUACUUGUUAGAGAAAAAUGUAACAUUAUUAUUGUUGAUUGGGGCAAUGCUUCAAAUCCACCUUACCCUCAAGCAGUUGCCAAUAUUCGUUUAAUUGGUGCUGUAACUGCUCAUUUACUUGAAGCACUUUAUGGAGAAGAUGAGCAUGGUUUUGAUAGAGUACAUUGUAUUGGGCACUCUUUAGGUGCACAUAUGUGUGGAUAUAUCGGUUAUCAAUUAAAAAAGGAUUUUGGGUUUACAAUGGGAAGAAUAACCGGAAUGGAUCCUGCUGGUCCUCAUUUUUCAAACACCCAACCACCAGUUCGAUUAGACAAAUCAGCAGCAAAAUAUGUCGAUAUCAUUCAUACAGACGCAGGAGAUUUUACUAGUUUAGCAUUUGGAAUACAAGAAGCAAUUGGUCACGUUGAUUUUUAUGUAAAUGGAGGUUAUGAUCAACCUGGUUGUAGAAAAACGUUUUCUGAUUUUGCCAGUACAAAUGGUUUAGUAUUGGGUGCACAAAAAUUUAUGGCUUGUAAUCACGUGAGAAGUCACGAAAUCUUUAUAGAUAGCAUUAAUAUGAAUCCAUCUUGCCCGUAUUUAACAAUUUCAUGUGAUUCAUAUGAGGCAUUUAUGAAUGGGACAUGUUUUAAAUGUGGUUAUAAAAACCAACAUUGCAUUACUUUUGGAAUGAAUAGUUAUCAAAGUUAUUUAAGGCAUUUAAAAAAUCCACAUUUUAAGCGUCAAGUGAAUCAUACACAGUUUUUUAUGACAACUCCUAAAUCUCCUUAUUGCAAGUCACAUUAUAAAAUAUCAAUCUACGUUUCAUCACACGAAGAAAGUAAAGCACAUGGAGGCGAAAUAGGAACUUUAUUAUUUACCAUGCACACCACUGUAGAUGGAAGUGGAAAAAAAUCAGAUAAAAUUUCUUUGGAUAAGGAACAUUAUCACGAACCCGGCGGUAAUUAUACCUACGUUAUCCCCGGCGAUGGUUUAAAAAAUUUAAAAGCUGUUGAAGUUGAAUGGAAUUAUAACACAAAUUUUAUUAACCCAUUAACUUGGAGGAUUAUGGCUACGCCGAGGAUUUAUAUCGAUAAAAUUGAAGUAGAAGCUUUAGAAUCAGGAGAGAGAAUUACAGUUUGUCCAAAAGAUCAAAAACCUUUAAUUAAUUCGGAUUCACAAAUAUUAUUAAAAUCCUAUUGUUCUAAUACUUAAAAAGUAUUGUUAAAAAAAUUUGUUAUUAGGUUUAUAAUAAUCAAUGCAAUUAAUUUUAUAAAUAAUUAUUAAUUUAAUAAAUACAAAAAAACAUCUUAAUUUCUUCUUAUAUCAUCUAAA
Molecule: messenger RNA, 2062 nt
Organism: Onthophagus taurus
Lineage: Eukaryota; Metazoa; Arthropoda; Insecta; Coleoptera; Scarabaeidae
Product: pancreatic triacylglycerol lipase
Biological process (GO): lipid catabolic process
Molecular function (GO): triacylglycerol lipase activity
Source: RefSeq, a predicted model, not a curated record